Molecule: messenger RNA, 361 nt
Organism: Apaloderma vittatum (bar-tailed trogon)
Lineage: Eukaryota; Metazoa; Chordata; Aves; Trogoniformes; Trogonidae
Gene: PPM1B
Product: protein phosphatase, Mg2+/Mn2+ dependent, 1B
Exons: 2
Source: RefSeq, a predicted model, not a curated record
GCGUAAUAUUAUUGAAGCUGUGUAUAGUAGGCUGAAUCCACACAGAGAGAAUGAGGGGGACCCUGGCGAAGCCGAGGAAAGUGGAACGCAGGGAAAAUUGGUGGAAGCGCUCAGGCAAAUGAGAAUUAAUCAUAGGGGGAACUACCGCCACCUCCUGGAAGAGAUGCUGACUAGUUACAGGCUAGCUAUGCAGGGAGAAGAGUGCACUGCUGACUCAGCUGCAGCAUCUACUUCAGGUACUCAUGCCGGACCCAGUGACCCCGAGCCAGACACCCCCACAGAAUCCGGGAAUCACCUUGCUGAAAUGCAGAGCUCAAACGAAGAUUCAGGGAUGAAUGAGAUGGGUGAUAAAGAGACCUAA